CACCGCAAAGAGGCUGAAGCACUCGACGGUAUAGAGGCAAGCUAUAUAUUUGAUCUCGAUGGGCGCGAGGACAGGGACCACAAUGGAGAUGAUGCGGAUAUUUUUUCGUCACUGCAAAUUGUUUAUCCGAUUGAUGCUCCACUUCCAGGGAACUGGACACGAUUCGUGAAUCAUUCUUGCGAGCCGAACAUGCGUAUCUAUUGCGUGGUGUUCGACACUAUCCCAGAGAUGAAUAGGCCAUUCCACGCAUUCUAUGCACUCAAAGAUAUUCCAGCAUUCACUGAGUUGACAAUAGACUACAAUCCA
Molecule: messenger RNA, 306 nt
Organism: Heterobasidion irregulare TC 32-1
Lineage: Eukaryota; Fungi; Basidiomycota; Agaricomycetes; Russulales; Bondarzewiaceae
Exons: 4
Molecular function (GO): protein binding
Source: RefSeq, a predicted model, not a curated record